Messenger RNA from Penicillium chermesinum, 1851 nucleotides. Its product is annotated as pseudouridine synthase DEG1. The transcript has a single exon. Gene Ontology annotation, cellular component: nucleus; cytoplasm. NCBI's taxonomy places the organism in Eukaryota, Fungi, Ascomycota, Eurotiomycetes, Eurotiales, Aspergillaceae. Gene Ontology annotation, molecular function: RNA binding; pseudouridine synthase activity. Gene Ontology annotation, biological process: mRNA pseudouridine synthesis; tRNA pseudouridine synthesis. The record is from RefSeq and is a predicted model, not a curated record. Bases 1 to 1851 code for a protein of 616 amino acids.
AUGGCCAACGCAGGCCAGGAGGGGCAACCCGACUAUUCAACAUGGUCCAACUCGAGCCUCAUCGAGCGCAUAACAGAGCUAGAGCGCCAACUUCAUUCGCAAACUACCCAGUUCUCAGCGCCCGCUGAUGCGGAAACGCCCCGUGCGCCAGCGCCGAUUGCCUGCGACGGUUACGAGCCUGCGAUUCCGCUACCCAGCGCUGCGACAAACUCGCUCAAGAAGAGAGUACAUUCACCUGCCACCGAUAUAACACAGACUCCGGCUCCGGCGAAACCAGGAAGGACGAAGGAAGCAAAAGAAGAUCGUGGCUUCGACCCCUCGAAAUACUCAUCGCGCUUCAUCGCGCUCAAGUUCGCGUACCUUGGACAGCGGUACAACGGGCUGGAGCAUACAAAUGGGAAUGUGACUCCGCUGCCUACUGUCGAGGAGGUUUUGUGGAAAGCUAUGCGGCGUACCCGUCUCAUCAUGCCUGAGACAAUGCCGCCGGACGCGCCCGACGAUAUGGAACCAAGGGCUAUUCGUCCGUAUUCCAUUUCUUGGGAUGGUUGUGAUUACUCAAAGGCUGGGAGAACGGAUCGUGGCGUCAGUGCUUUCGGACAAGUAAUUGGUAUUCGCGUCCGAAGUGCUAGGCCGAAGCCCAAGUCUACAACUGCUUCGGAACAACAGGGUCUACAGAACCAAGAUGAGAUGCAGGUCGACCAGUCCGCUGUGGAUCAGGACUGGGAUGACAUCGCCGAUGAGCACUCUUAUGUACAGAUUUUGAACAGGGUGCUUCCAGAAGAUAUUCGCAUUCUGGCUUGGUGUCCCCAUCCUCCGCCCGGGUUCGAUGCUCGUUUCUCCUGUCGCGAGCGCCGUUAUCGCUACUUCUUCACACAGCCUGCCUUUUCACCAACUCCGGGCGCGUUGGGUUUCGAGAAUCGCCGAGGGGACCCGAACGGGCCUCGCGCAAAAUACCGCGAAGGUUGGCUCGAUAUCGAGGCAAUGCGGGAGGCUGCAAAGCACUUUGAAGGCGAGCAUGACUUCCGGAACUUCUGCAAACUCGACACAACCAAGCAAAUCGAGAACUUCCGCCGUAUGAUCUUCCAUUCUGACAUCGAGCUCGUGAACCCCAAGACUAAUCCUCUUGGCUAUGUAUCUGGACCUGGUUUCCGGGCAUUGGAGGACGCCCAGGAUACGGACAUGACCUCUUUGGAGCCACCGCCCGCUACCACGCCCCAAGUAUAUUCCUUCACACUCCAUGGUUCUGCAUUCCUAUGGCACCAAGUGCGGCACAUGGUGGCCAUUUUGUUUUUGGUUGGCCAAGGACUCGAAGCCCCAUCCAUUGUUCCCGAAUUGCUAGAUGUUGUGAAACAUCCUCGCAAACCAGCGUACGACAUGGCAUCUGAUGCACCCUUGGUCCUUUGGGAUACCAUUUUCCCCGACGAGAGUUCCGGCAAUAGAGAGGAUGCUCUUGACUGGGUCUAUGCAGGAGAUCCCCGCCUCAACAAGAACAAAAGUGCCAAGGGGGAUAGUAAGUUUGGCAUGAGAGGUGUAAUUGAAGACAUCUGGUCAGUUUGGAGACAGCGUAAGAUAGAUGAGGUUCUUGCUGGCGCCCUAUUGGAUAUGACUGUUGCCCAAGGUGAUAACAGCAUCAUCAAAGAAAUGGAGAGCAAGCAAGGCGCCGUCAAGAAGCAUGCCAGAGGAGCCAAGGUCUGGCUAGGGGCAAAUGAUUCUCGGACUGGCGGGAAAUAUGUACCUGUCUUGCAGAAGGCCACAACAGACACUGUCGAGGCCAGAAAUGCUAGAGGCUUGGUGACGAAGCAGCGCAAACUGGCCAAGAAACAGGAUGCCGAAGCAAAGAAGGCAGCUUGA